AUGAGGGUAUCAUGGGUUUCGGCCCUAUUUCUGGCGGCUUUAGUCCAGCUCGCCUAUCCACAGUUCGAACCAGAACGACAGUGUUUCUGUAAGGUCGGCGAGGCCGUCGUGCCUUGCGACUGCGGUUCUGAGAACAGUAUCGAUGAACUGAACAAUGAGAGAAUCUUCGAGAAGCUCCAGAAACUUCUCAAAAAAGACUUCUUCCGCUUUUACAAGGUUUUUUUUUGCUUGGUACUUGUGUUAUUUGCGCAACUUUUUAUGGUACAUCGUGAAAAAUUAUAUAUGUGAAAAAACUAUUUUCCAUUUGCUCUUUUUUUAGAUUUAGAUGUAAUGAAAGCUUUCAGGUCAUCUAGAUAGAGAUUUGAGUGAAAUUGAAAAUCUAAAAAGUGGAAAUAAGAUACGAAUUUUUUUUAUCAAAAUUUAAGUUAUUUAAAAGAGGAUUGAAAAAAAGCUUCGAUUAAGGUGAACAUGGACAAGACCUGUCCGUUCUGGGCGGAUGAACGACAAUGCGGAACGAGCCAGUGCGGCAUCGCUUUCUGCGACGACGAAGUUCCCCUUGGACUUCGUCGCUCCGUCGCCGUCAACUCGGUACGGAUCACCGCUUUCCGAAACCACACCAACCGCUGGAACGCGACGUCGUCGACGAAAGCCCGCGUUCAGGCGGCGGAAGACGUUGCGACUCCCGAGGAAUGCCGACGGAGCCAGGACGCGACGGGAAGCAACGCCUUCGACCCGAUGGAUCGAUCGCUGAUGGAAAGCGAGAAACGACGUCUUCUAGACAUGGACGUCCACGACGACCAGGAAGACAAAUUCUGCGAAAUCGAAGGUUUUUCUUUUUAGUAAUUGCCUCAAUGAAUAAGAUAGUUUUAAUGAAGUUUUUAUAAAAUAUUAAGAAAGUCUUUUUUAAACUUUAUCUUACAAAGUUACGGUAAAUAAAUUUUUUGACUUUUUUUUUGGAGCUCGAUUUGUAUUUUUUUCCUCUAUAACUUGAACGGUAGAACUUCUUUUUUUGUCGGAAAUUUCGCUUUUAUCUGUGUUUAUUAUCACAAGGCCUUGCCGAAGUUAUUCACUGAACUUUAUUAGCAAACUUUUUUUUCAUUUUUGAAAAUAAAUUUUAAAAAUAGUAACCAAACCAUUAGAUCAACCAUGUUCUUUUCCGAAAGUAAACAAAACUAAAAAAAAUUUUUUUUUGGUUGAAAGCUCUAUGUUUGAUUAAAUGUAGAAUAACAUUUUUUUUUUCCAACGGGCGCCAUUGUGUUUGUGUCUUUGUUCAGCUUUUUCUCCAUCUCUCUCUCUUUUUCUGACGGAAAAUGUUCUCUUUGGAUAGUUUGAUUCUCUUUUUUAUUUUGGAAAAUGCAUUGCAUUUUUUUUUAAAUCAAAAUUUUCAUAAUUGAAAAGAAAGAGUUCGUUGGAAAGUAGGGGAAGAAAGGACGAAACAGUGCUUUAGACGAUGACUCGAACGAGAUGCACUACGUGGAUCUGUCGAAGAAUCCCGAACGGUACACUGGAUACAAGGGAGACUCCGCGUUGCGCGUUUGGAAGAGCAUUUACCAAGAAAAUUGCUUCAAGUGGGUUUUUUUCUUUUUUUUAUGUUCCGAUACAGGUUUUAGCGAAAAAAAAACAACCCCUUUUUCACUGAGAGUCCUAAAUUUUGAAAAUUCGAAAAAUUUUAUCUGAACUUGAAUCACCACAUUUUCAUGUCGCAAAAGAGAUAUUUGAGACUUCUUUUUCAGUGUUAAGUUGAUUGAAAAUGUCUUUGAAGAUAUCCAAAAGACGCUUUUUUGCUCACUAACAUCCUCUUAAGCACUAAAAAGUUCAUAAAAAGUAAAUUUCAUUUUUUUGACAAUAAAAAGAAAAAAAUUGUUGUUCUUCUCUAUGAAAAUAACUGAUUUCAGGCCCGAUCCGAAAUUCGACAAGAAUUUUCUCACGAACCCCAACGACUUUGGUUAGUUUUUUUCAAUUUAAUGAUUUUCUUUUAGCGUUAGAAUCCUUUUGAAAACUGUUUAGAAACUGUUUUAUGUGACCCGGAAAGUUGAAAAACGUUUAGUUUUUGAAAUCGUUUCUCUCGAAAUCAGUUCCAAUAUUUUUUAAAUUUACUUUUUUUCUCUCAUAGCGAUUUGUUUCAGUUCCAUAUUCUUUCAAUUUUAAUAAACAUUUGGAAUUUUUUAAAAUUAUCUCAAUCAAUUAAAAAUUUACAUUUUUAGAAGGUAUGUUGUUUCUGCCUCGCCGUCUCUCAAAAUGACAAAAGAUGGUUUUUUCGUGUUGUCGUGCCCCUUUUGUCUUUUUUCCAUUUCGAUCCUUUUUAUCGUACGCAAAUCACCUUUCUGCCUCAAUUUCCAGUGAGCUACAUUGAAGUUUCUCGCUUUUUCUCAAGCUUUAUGUGUGAUCUGUACUUUUUUCAUCCUUUAUGCUUGACUUUUCGAAAGUUUUGCUGAACCUUAUGAGUUUAUUUAGGCAUGUGUCUGGAGAAGAGAGUUUUCUAUCGCCUCAUUUCUGGCCUUCAUUCUGCCAUCACCAUCUCCAUCGCGGCUUACAACUACAAGCCCCGUUUGUGAAAUUUUAUUCCUGUUCAAAAUCUUCAUAUCGGCUUUGUAGCGCCGUCUGGUCUUGGCAAAUUCGGGAACGCUGCUGCCAUGGGAACUUGGUUCCGAAAUACAGAGAUGUUCGCCGGUCGGUUCGGCACGAAAUGGAGUUGGGAGGGUCCUCAGAGGUUUUUCGAGAGAAAAUAUUUUUCCAUCCAUCAAUAUCCGCUCAGACUUCGAAACGUCUACUUUGCCUAUUUACUCGAAUUACGGGCGCUUUUGAAGGCGGCGCCUUACCUGCAAAACGAAUUGUUCUACACGGGAAACGAGAAAGUUUGUUGCUUACCUUGUCCUUGAUGCAUUAUUCGCUUCAGGACGACUUGGAGACUCGCCAAGCUGUCGAAGAGCUUCUCGAGGAGAUUCGUCGGUAUCCUGAUCAUUUUGAUGAAUCUGAAAUGUUCACGGUUGGUUUUCCAGACAUUAAUGUCGCUAUUCGAAAUUUGAAUAAUGGCUCAAAGAUUUUGCAACUUUCAAAAUGCAUAACAAAAAAAAGGCUUAAAUAGAAUUACUUCAAAUUAAUUUUUAUUUCAGUUAUUGCUAGAUUGUUAGAAGACUAAUGGAAUUUUUUGCAUAAUGUUAAGGGAAGUAGCCGUUUUCAAUAAUGCAUUUUUUUUUACUCUUGCAUCAAGAAUUUUUUUUUCAAACUCGGUUUCAUUAUACAAAGUGUACCCCUUCCUGAGCAGGGAGUUCUUUCAAAAGUUCUUUGAAUUUUCAGGGAGUUGAAGCUCAAGCUCGUGUGCUCCGUGAGGAGUUCCGAUCGCAUUUUGUGAACAUUUCCCGAAUUAUGGACUGUGUCGAGUGCGAUAAAUGCAGGCUUUGGGGAAAAGUAAAGCUUUUACUUCAAAGCUCCCAUAAUACCUAAAUUGUUAAGGUUCAAACGCAUGGAAUGGGAACGGCGCUCAAGAUCCUGUUCUCGGAUUUGCCCCACUCUCACUACAAAAACGAGGCCGCCAAUAAGUUCCAGCUGACAAGGUGAACAAUUUAUAGGGAAGAAGAUAAAUAAAAAGACUUUAAUUUAAUUAUCAUAGAUCUGAAUUAACUGGGUCUAAUCCAAAAAAAAAUAUUUUUUCUUAAUAAGUUCUAGCUCUGCUCUGAGUUUCGAAACAUCCAUUUUAGUGUUCGGGAGCAAGUAUUAGAAGUAUAAACAAACUUUUUGGCCAUGAGAGACGUCAGACAGUAAAAGACAGGGUUUAAAGCGGAAGUAGUAUCUUGUAGAGUUUUUUUUCAUUGCGAAUCGAUCGGUGUGCUCAAAAAAUCACCGAUUCAACUACUUUUACGGAAAAAAGCGAUUAAAUUUCCCGUCUCUUGAUUUUGAAAUACGUUCGAUUUGAAAUUAAAAGCUCUACAGGAUACCGAUUUACCUGAAACCCCGUUUUUCACUGCCCCUAUGCCUAUAAAUGAAAAAAAGGCUUAACUUGUUCAAAACGCUGCUGCGCUUCAAAGUUUUGAUGAGCUCAAUUUUUUUCAUGGCUUUUUUCAAUAAUUAAAGAGGAAAAUUUGCGAAAAAAAAAAGUUUCUAAGCCAUGUUUUGCGUCUCAAAAGUCAUAAAAAUAGGAAAUUCGAAGGAAGAACUGACAAGGUAGGCCAUUUUACUUUGCGAUUGGGGUUUUUCCUGAAAAUUGCCCAGAACACUGCUUGAUGUACCAGAAGAAGAUUUUGAAAGUAUCAACCUGCAAAAAUUUCGUACUUUUGAGAAAGGGUGCCUCAACGAAAACUAAAAAUCCAUUAUAACUGGCUUCUUUUGGGGCUUUCUAUCGAAAACUAAGAAGUUGUGCAGAUUGAGACUUUCAGAAGUUUAAUCUGGUACAUCAAGGAGUGUUUUGGCCAAAUCUCAGGAAAUUCCCAACCGCAAAUUAAAUUCUCGUGUGAGAAAGAUAAUAAACAACAAUUCUCUUAGAAACGAAGUGGUGGCCCUGUUCCAAAGCUUCGGCCGUUAUUCUUCCAGCAUUAUGGAGGUCGACAACUUCCGGAAAGACAUGUUCCCCACGGGCAAACGGUCAACCGCCGACUUGUAA
Messenger RNA from Caenorhabditis auriculariae, 4597 nucleotides. Lineage: Eukaryota; Metazoa; Nematoda; Chromadorea; Rhabditida; Rhabditidae. The record is from the annotation of a GenBank genome assembly.